UCCCAGCGCGGCUGUGAGGACACACCUUCGCCUGAUGCUCCCCCAGCAGCCCCCGGUGCAGUGCAGCCCUGUGGUCGGUGCCCCAGCAUCUCCGCCCUGACCGGCGCAUCUCGCCAGAUAUUGGGGCUGAUUCACGCUGGUACAUGUGGAAUGAUUAUGCUGUAACAGUCAUCAGCAUCUCAAAAGGACCUCGGUUCUGCCAGAGCUCAGCAGCGGGGGAGAGAAGUCAACAUUUGAAUAAGCCCCCGACUUCCCUUUCAAGAGAUGAUAACUCCAAGCAGAGAGGUCUCUCAGGGGAGAGCUGGCUUUCUCAGGAGACAUCUGGCACCUCCUGCUUCUCUUCAGGCCUGAGCUGCCAACCUUUCUCCAGGUAGAGAGAUGCCUGGGCAUUGGAAGCUCUCUGCAGCAUGCUGAGGAGACGUAACCUUCUUACCACGCUCCUGAUUGCCUUGCCAUGGGCUCUCCUCCUAACCUUGUGGCACCAGUACCCAACCACCCAUUACCUCAGCCUGCUGAGAAAAGAGACAGAUGAGAAUGUGACCUCUAAAGCUCUCCUCAAUGGUACCUCUGCACUGAGAGACGAAGGCUUCCCAUCAUGCACUCGGCAGCAGCAAAGCCUAGGGGCAACACCUAAAGUCAUCCACAAUUAUGUGUACUCCAGGCCUCCUCCAUGGUCAGACAGCCUGCCAACCAUCUUCGUUAUCACCCCUACCUACACCCGGCCCGUGCAAAAAGCUGAGCUGACUCGUCUGGCCAACACCUUCCUACAUGUACAGAACCUGCACUGGGUGGUGGUGGAGGACUCUCCCCGGAGGACCAACCUGGUAUCCAACCUGCUGGAGAAGGCAGGCCUCAAUUUCACCCAUCUCAAUGUGGAGACACCCAAGAGUCUGAAACUAGGACUGUCCUGGAUCCCAUCCCACACCCCAAGGGGGACACUGCAGAGGAACCUGGGGCUGCACUGGCUGAGGGACAGCUUCAGCAACACUGCACCACCAGAAGGGGUAGUGUAUUUUGCUGAUGAUGAUAACACCUACAGCCUGGAGCUCUUUGAAGAGAUGCGCUACACCAGGAGGGUGUCCGUCUGGCCUGUGGCUUUCGUUGGGGGGCUGCGCUACGAGUCCCCGAAGGUGAGCCCGGCAGGGAAGGUGGUGGGCUGGAAAACCGUCUUCGACCCCAACCGGCCCUUCGCGAUUGACAUGGCUGGCUUUGCCAUCAGCAUCAAGCUGAUUUUGGAGAAGCCUCAGGCCAGUUUCAAGCUGGAGGGAGUGAAAGGAGGCUACCAGGAAACCAGUCUGCUGAAGGAUCUAGUGACUAUGGAUGGGCUGGAGCCCAAAGCAGCCAACUGCACCAAGGUGUUGGUCUGGCACACAAGAACUGAGAGGCCCACUCUGGUUAAUGAAGGCAAGCGUGGAUUUACAGACCCCAGAGUAGAGGUGUAAGCAGAGAGCCUGCUCCAGGGUAGGCAGCAAGCAGUGAUCCUGAACUUUGUCAGCAACAACAGCAGCUGUGUGCCCCUGCCUGCUCUGUCUAAUCCUCUGCCCUACUGAUGAAGGAUGAUAACCACCCCCAAAAACGUCUCCAUGUCAGCGAGCUCCCACUGCACAAAAGGUGGUAACAACCAGGGACAGAGCUGAAGUGGUGCCCUGCAAUCCUAUAGCUCUUCACCUUUAACUUGAUGCAAAAUCUCUUGUUGCCCACCUGGGAGAGCAGUGCUUCUCCUCCCCUGCAGGUUCUGUGUUUUUAACCAUUCCUUAACGUUUAUUCCAUGUGAUCUCCACUCUCAGCUGUGCCAGUAUAGAGGCUGAAAUCCAGGAUGGGUGCAGGUGCCUCUGAAGGUUUCUCCAGGCAUAUCAUAAAACCUGAACUUCAGUACAGCAGCUGUGGAGCUGCAGUGGUUCAAGGACAUGAGCUGUUGCACAAACACAAACGUGGACCUGUUACCCUGAGGCUGGUAUGUUCUCAAAACCACCUUAAAACAAAGCUAGUCUGAAAGAGGCUUUUCCUCUGAAGGAUGCACCCAGCUAACUCCAUGGAUCAGCCUUCAGUAUUGGAGAGGAGGCUGAGCUGAAGCACCUCAUUUGGGGUUUGUGAGUUCAGAAGGGAUCUGGAGCCUGUGCCUUUGCUGACAACUUGAACUGCCCUCGCUUGACAUUGUUUUGGAAAAUGCCAUCCCAGAUUCCCAGAGCCAUCUGGAUAAAUAUCCUCUCCCUCUCAGGGAGACCCAGGAGGUACUGCAGCUCAGAGGCCAUGCCUCCAUGUCUCACUGGAGAGACCAGAAAGGAGGGGCAAAGAUGGGUAGACUGACAAGUGUUGUUUCUAGCCUGGAACCCUGCUGCAGCACCAUCAGGAACUUCAGUAGCCUCAGAUCACAGAUUUGCUUCCUAGACCUUCAGAAGGGAAAACACCUCUCUGAGCUGGGGGUGGGUGAGAAGUGCUCAGAGAAAAGGAACUCUCAGCCUGCACUCCUCUCCUGUGAGGAGGAAUCUGGAGAGACAUCAUUGAGAAACAUUGUUUUGAGCAUGUAGAUGAUAAGUGAAAUAGCAAAUGUGACAUGGGUUUCCAGUAGAGCGCUGAAAGC
Messenger RNA from Dryobates pubescens (Downy woodpecker), 2581 nucleotides. Its product is annotated as galactosylgalactosylxylosylprotein 3-beta-glucuronosyltransferase 1. The record is from RefSeq and is a predicted model, not a curated record. Gene Ontology annotation, cellular component: Golgi membrane. Gene Ontology annotation, biological process: chondroitin sulfate proteoglycan biosynthetic process; carbohydrate metabolic process. Gene Ontology annotation, molecular function: galactosylgalactosylxylosylprotein 3-beta-glucuronosyltransferase activity. Bases 408 to 1442 code for a protein of 344 amino acids. The transcript has 7 exons. NCBI's taxonomy places the organism in Eukaryota, Metazoa, Chordata, Aves, Piciformes, Picidae.